AUGAAGAGCUUCGCUACCCUCUUCGCUCUGGUCCUCUCCAUCCUUCAGAUCUGCUGCACCGUGACUGCUGGUACCGGAACAUCGUAUCCGACUGGCACUGGCACAGCCGUGAGCUCGUAUCCUACAGCCACUGGGCUUCUUCGCAGAUACAAUGAGCCUCUUAAUCCUCUACUCAAACGUCAUUAUCCAAUAGCCCCCAGAGCAAUAAGCUAUCCUACAGCAACUGGUACCGUUACAAGCUCAUAUCCUACUGCGACAGGGCUCUCAAAAAGAUUCAAUGGGCCUCUUGAUCCCCUCAUCAAGCGUCACUAUCCAUUAGAACCCAGAGGAACAAGCUACCCGACAGGUACUGGGACUGCGUAUCCUACAGCCACCGGGAUAUACAAGAGAGGCCUCAACGCUCUCCUCAAACGUACCGGGACUGUCUAUCCUACAGGAACCGGGACCGCGGUCAGCUCCUAUCCCACCGGUACUGGGAUCUAUCGCAGAAACAACAGACCACUUCUCAAAGGAAGAAGCUUUCCGACCGGCACCGGCACCGGCACCGGCACUGCUUCAUACCCGACAGCAACCGGAGUCUAUCGCAGAUACAACAUGCCUAUGCUCAGAGCCCGUCAGUAG
This is a messenger RNA of Bacidia gigantensis, 621 nucleotides long. RefSeq lists its product as uncharacterized. The record is from RefSeq and is a predicted model, not a curated record. Bases 1 to 621 code for a protein of 206 amino acids. NCBI's taxonomy places the organism in Eukaryota, Fungi, Ascomycota, Lecanoromycetes, Lecanorales, Ramalinaceae. The transcript has a single exon.